GGGGCGCGGCGCGCGCCGCGGCGGAGGGAGGGAGGCUGCCAGCCCGGACCCGGUCGCAGCGCCCGGGGCGGCUCCUCCUCGAGCCUGGGACCGCCGCGCUCCCGCCGCCGCCGCGUGCUGGCGUGACUCCCGGCCCGUGCCGCGCCCUCCCGCGUCCGCAGCCGGCUCGGCUUCCUGUCCACCCAGACGUCGCUUCUCCCGGGCUCCCGGUGUCGGCUCCGCGCGGAGGGAGAGGAAAUGAGUGCGGCGGCAUCGCCGGCGUCGGAGCGGGGUUGGAAGAGCGAGAAACUAGAUGAGGCUCAGGCCCUGGCGCGGAGUUGCGCCGCCCGCAGACCCGACUUCCAGCCGUGCGACGGGCUGUCUAUCUGUGCCACGCACAGCCAUGGCAAGUGCUUCAAGCUGCACUGGUGCUGUCACCUAGGAUGGUGUCACUGCAAAUACAUGUAUCAGCCUAUGACCCCUGUGGAACAGCUUCCAAGCACUGAGAUUCCUGCCAGGCCUCGGGAACCCACAAACACCAUUCAGAUCUCAGUCUCGCUCACUGAACACUUUUUGAAAUUUGCAUCUGUCUUCCAGCCUCCCCUUCCCCCUGACUCACCGAGGUACUGUAUGAUUUCAGACCUCUUUAUUGACAACUAUCAGGUUAAAUGUAUUAAUGGGAAGAUGUGUUAUGUGCAGAAGCAGCCGGCGCCACAUUCCCACAGAAUGAGCCCUGAGGAGGUCUCUGCACACGAUGCCUUAAUUUCAAAAGAGAGCAAUACACCAAAAAUAGAUCACUGCUCUUCUCCCUCAAGUUCUGAGGACUCUGGGAUCAAUGCGAUCGGGGCUCACUAUGUGGAAUCGUGUGACGAGGACACAGAAGAAGGAGCAGAACUGAGUUCAGAGGAAGAUUACAGUCCAGAGAGCAGCUGGGAACCGGAUGAGUGCACCCUUCUCUCCCCCUCGCAGUCUGACCUGGAAGUGAUUGAAACGAUAGAAACGACCGUGUGAGAGUCCAGACAGGAAGCCGCAGCCUCGGACCCACACCGAGCUUUUGUACCUUUGUCUGGUGGAUCCUUUUUUCCAAUGCUGUUGAUAUUUUCUACCCACCCCGCCCCGCUCCAACCAACAACCGUAGCAGUUCAGUGGUAUGCUGAUUAGCUUCUCUCCGUCUUACAACUAAGACAUUCUUUUUAUUAUAAACGGUUUUCUUUUGUAUCUCGACUUACUUUCUAUGUAGCAUCUGGUGUCAUGAAUUGUGACCCAGCCUUAAUUUCACUGGGAGAUUUGAAGUCGGUGAAGUGAUGGUCACAGAGAAUCUUGGAUCAGAUUGAGGAGGUACCGAAAGGGAAGGAGCCGGUGUUUUCUCGGUAGCCAGUCCUUCACAGAGAGACUUUUGCCAUUCCCUUUGGCAUGUUCACAGGCACUCCCGUCCUGUCCUGCUUGUCCUGUGCAAGCAGCACUCCCUACUGAGUGUGCACUGGUAGAUGCCGUUUCUUCCCUUCCCCUUCUCCCCGCACCUGCACUGGGUCUGGAUCAGAGCUGCCUUGGCUUACUUCUGGGAGGUCACUGGAGGCCAGCUCAGCCCAUGGUUUGUGGCCAGUGUCUGUACAAGGCUCCGUGACUGGGGCUGAGCUAAACAUUCACAUGAGAAGAGAUGACCUCAUCUGUCUCAUGCUCAAUCCAGCCUUAGCUGAGCACUUGUCCCCUGCAGGGUGCUGUGGGGACACAGCAUGAAUAAGACCUGAUUCCCACCAUGAAGGGGCCCACAGUCCUAUAUAUGACACAUUCAACUCAUGACACCCAGAAAGCUCUGGGAACCCAGGGGAAGGAUGAGGUUUACUUGGCUGGGGCUAGCUGGGGAAUGUGUUUCAGCAUUUGAGCUGGCUUCUUGGUGGGUUCCCCAACAUUUCUCUGCUUUUAAUUGUUCUUCAAGUCUGGGAAAAACUCUUAGGAAGUUAUAUAGGUAUCAUAUUUAGGAGGCAGCCACAUCUGACAUCUUAAGGAAAAAACAUAAAUUAAUAGUUUUAGUUAGCAUGGAAAUGCUAAAGACAGAAGCCCUUUAGGGAUCAGGACUGAAUCUAAUAGGUUUGAUUAAUUCUGCUUCAUUUGGUUGUAUGAAGCAUUCGUAUGGCUUAAGUGAGGAAUGGAUUAGAAUUCAGUGUGAUGCAUGGAUUUUUAUGCAGCUGUAAAAGCAGUUGAAAUAGUUUGCUGCUAAGUCAGGAGAAAAUAUUCAGCGUAAUAGCCAUUCACUUUCCCACACUGUCUGUCUGUUGUAUGUGUUCUCUCCCCUCACAUGCACAAAAUAGUGACUAAUUCUUUCUUAUUUAGCUCUCUUCAGAAUUCUAUUUCUACUCUCCAUUUAUACCAGGUAUUCUUGUGAGUCAGUUAACUGCUAUUUCUCCAAACCUUCUAUCCAUGAGGCAUAGUUUCAAAUCCUGGAAAUUUUAAGUAUGGCCUAAUGAGAACAUCAGAGUUGGAGACAGAACAGUACGUCCAUCCUAACUAUGCAGAAGCGCGCUCUCAGGCCAUUGUGCUCUGAGAUUCCCUUGUGCUCUGGCACCAUUAUGGUACAUCUCUAUGUCACAUUAAUUUUUUUUUUUUUUUGAGAUGGAGUUUCCCUCUUGCUGCCCAGGCUGGAGUGCAGCGGUGUGAUCUUGGCUCUCUACAACCUCUGCCUCCUGGGGUCAAGCGAUUCUCCUGCCUCAGCCUCCUGAGUAGCUGGGACUACGGGCACGUGCCACCACACCUGGCUGAUUUUUUGUAUUUUUAGUAGAGACGGGCUUUCACCAUGUUAGCCAGGAUGGUCUCGAUCUGACCUUGUGAUCCACUCACCUCGGCCUCCCCAAGUGCUGGGAUUACAAGCAUGAGCCACCACGCCCGGCUGGAUUUGUAAGAAAAAGUUGUGUUCUCCCCUGAAGCCUCCAUUUAGCAUCAUUCACAAACUACUCAAGGAAGAAUCUGCUUUCCCAGUUGUAUGUAUAAUUUAAGUCGUUUACUAGAUAGAAAUUUUUUUUAGGUUUAGGUGGCCAAGACAUCUAUACGGUUUAGAAGGCAGAGUAUACAUUUUCCUUUGCAAACAGUAUGAGUUAAAACUUUCUAUGCUAAAUGAGAAUGCAGCAUAAAGUCUCCACUUACUGAAAUUUAAAGAUUCAACAAGACAAACCAAGAAGGGGGUCAGAGGAGCUCUAGGAAAGGCCCAGGAGAGGGCAGGUGGAGGCAGGUGUGAGCAUGAGGAGCUUCCCCCUGCCAGGGCAUGGCCCAGGUGGCACAGGGACAUCUGAUGAGCCCUGCCCGAGGUUCUCGGUGCCUCCCGUGCAUGAAUGGCUCACUGAAGGCAGGUGUGGAAGCCAAAUGCCUGCAAGCCGUGUGUCAGGCCACAGCAGUGCAGUCAUGCGUCACGCACUCAGGUUUGUAACAGCAACACCAGGGCCCUGUCUAGAUUUACCCUGUGGGUGAGCCCGUUCUCCAGAUGGGCGUAUAAAGGGGCUUUCUCCUCUACACCAUUCCUGUCAACGUUCUGCACAGGCCCACAUUCCCACCACUAAACCAAUGGAGUCAACCAGAUUUCUAAAGCCAUGGAUAUACGUGGUCACGGGGCCACAUUUCUGCAGCUGGCUCAGUGGCAGGCUUGGGCCGUCUCUCAGUACCAUCUAAGACUUCUGUCUAGGUUCCUGUUUUUUUAGACUCCUGAACUGCCAUUCUGAUUAGACACAAUUUUAAUGGAAUUUUUGGAUUUAAUAAUAGUUGAUAAUCACCUUAUGUAUUUGCACAAUCUCUUUAUAAUUAAAAACUCACUAAGCUUCACUUACUACUAUCUACUAUAUAGAAUUAGAGACAUUCCAUUGGAUUCUAAGUAUCAGACACUCCUGGAUCUCAAAAUGACCUUUUCUAAAUAAGCACAAGAUUUAUUUUUGUCCUAGCACUGUUGAUAAUACUCUGAAAUAUGUUAUUGAACUGGAAUUGUUUCUUUAUGCUUGCAUUCCAAAACCAACUGAAACAGAUUGUAGUUUCACUUUAAAUUCUAGGCCUGUUCUAUAUUAUAUGAAGGAAUUCUCUGUAACGCUGAUACUAUGUUGCUAAUUUGUAUACUUAUAGGCACUUUAGAAAAUGUUUAGACUGCAACAUGCACUAUAACAUUCAACUCAGUCACAUGAAGUGGUUAACACUUGCACACUGACUGACAGAUAUGAAAGCUGUAUACUUCGGACCCAGUAAUAUGCUCAUUGGAGCAAGGGUUGGGCUGUGUGGAUGGAUAAACUGCUUUCUUGGGUUUACAUGGAAACCUGGUACCACUCCUACUUUUGGAAAGUUGGUAUAAAAGCUAUUAGGUAGAAGCUUGAUUCCACUAAAUGUAGAAUUUAGUUUUCUUCUCUAGCCAAGAUUUUAGAAGUUUCAAGUUUCAAAUAUGCUUAUAACUUUUCCAAGAAAUGAUGAUUACAGUGCUUUUGUGGUUACAACUGUUUGGUAUAUUAAAAAAUAAGGGUUUACUAUCACAUCUAGGUCUUUUUUACUAUGUCAUUUUUAAGAUAUGAAAUAAGAAUCUAAGAACAGCCCUGAAGAACAGUCCUUUCCUGGGAGGGGAAGACUUGUAAUUCAAGGUCAUAUAAUACAAAAUAAAACAAAAACAAAAGCACCAAGAGCAGAACAAAACAACGUAGUUGCUUUCCUGAAAUACUGUUUGGAUUUGAUUCUAUCUUGGGAGUGGUGGCUUUACUUUUUUUUUUUUUUUUUUUUUUUUUUUUUUUUUUUUUUUUUUUUGAGACAGAGUCUCGCUCCUUCGCCCAGGCUGGAGUGCAGUGGCACGAUCUCGGCUCACUGCCAGCUCUGCCUCCCAGGUUCAUGCCAUUCUCCUGCCUCAGCCUGCCGAGUAGCUGGGACUACAGGCGCCCACCACCACGCCCAGCUAAUUUUUUGUAUUUUUAGUAGAAACGGGGUUUCACCGUGUUAGCCAGGAUGGUCUUGAUCUCAUGACCUCGUGAUCCACCCUCCUCGGCUUCCGAAAGUGCUGGGAUUACAGGCGUGAGCCACCACACCCGGCCGGCUUUACUUCUAAUCCUCCACUUCUUGGUCUAUUUGAACCAUCACAAGUAUUUUGGGACCGAUAACAAACCCCUUUUAUGCUAAUUUAAUUCUUGACUUGGGUAAUAGGUGCACCUGGAUAAUUUAUAAAGCUGUCCAUAGAUCUAAGUUUAGUGGUACAGAUACUACUGGGCAGGAGAAAAAGCACAAGUUAAAAUAUUUCUACAGUCAGCUCUUAAUAUUCCCACAUCUUGUUUGCAAAAUUUUAUGGUCACGUUCUGGCUUUUUUACAUGAGGAAAACAAAGUUUUAACAGUGUUCUCUUCUGUCCCCUUCUCCAGAGGAGGUGUGAACCAGAACUGAGGAGGCCGUUAUAUUUCAGGCUUUUCAGUAGUACAAUUUUGUCCUCUCCCACCGAGGAGGAGGGAAGAAGGGGGAAGCCAGUGGGAGUUCCACGCGCGUGGUCAGUGCUGUAAGUUCCCGGAUAUCAGUGUCUCUCACAUCAACACAGAAAUAGGGCACUUCUCGACAUUAAUUUUGGAAUUAUUCACCAUUUAAAAAUUGUCACUGCUCUUUUUCAUUACUGUAGGUAACUGAGAGUUAGCUGUUCUAGGAAAAGGCCAUGUUUCAGUUAGUGCUAUCAAUUCUUUUUUCGAUUAAGGUUGAAGCAGUGUUCUCUUAGUAGCCUGAACACUUCUCAAAGCAACUUAUCACUAGCGGCUUUAAUAUUGAGCUUCUAUAUCGUUGUGUCCACCUCACUUUUUAAGGCUGUUCAUACCUGGCAAUAUUCACUUACUCUGCUAUUUUUAAAAACUAUUUUAAAGUUUUAAGCACAAUGUUGACUCUUCUGUAAUUUCCUAAAAUUAUAUUGUUUUCCUACAGACAGCUCAACUUUCCUUGAUAUGUAACACUUUAAGAAAAUAACUGCCUUGUAAAAUAAACGUGAUUUUUUUUUUCUUUUA
Pan troglodytes (chimpanzee) is the source of this 5962-nucleotide messenger RNA. It is a transcript of the gene C3H3orf70, whose product is annotated as chromosome 3 C3orf70 homolog. Gene Ontology annotation, biological process: nervous system development. The transcript is spliced from 2 exons. The record is from RefSeq and is a predicted model, not a curated record. The coding region runs from base 238 to 990 and encodes 250 amino acids. NCBI's taxonomy places the organism in Eukaryota, Metazoa, Chordata, Mammalia, Primates, Hominidae.